Molecule: messenger RNA, 5462 nt
Organism: Dromiciops gliroides (monito del monte)
Lineage: Eukaryota; Metazoa; Chordata; Mammalia; Microbiotheria; Microbiotheriidae
Gene: GRID2
Product: glutamate ionotropic receptor delta type subunit 2
Exons: 16
Coding region: 396-3419 (1007 amino acids)
Biological process (GO): modulation of chemical synaptic transmission; synaptic transmission, glutamatergic; monoatomic ion transport
Cellular component (GO): postsynaptic membrane; plasma membrane
Molecular function (GO): transmitter-gated monoatomic ion channel activity involved in regulation of postsynaptic membrane potential; glutamate-gated receptor activity
Source: RefSeq, a predicted model, not a curated record
AGACCUGGACCGAUUCUUCCCUUGGCCCCGCCGCCCGCCCUCCCGCCAGCCUGCCCUAGAGAUGGGGCUGGUUUGAUAACCACAGCUGCCCCACUACACUCGAGGCUGGAUGCAUUUCUUUAGUCAAACUGCAAACAACUCUGGGGAUGCCAAAAAGCCCUUCAAAGUGACACAGCUAAGCGAAGGAGCCCUUCUGGUUUUGGAAUUGUCCUCAUAUCCCUUCGCCUUCUUCGUCAGCUGCCAAACCUGUCCUCAACAAUCGGAUACAUAUAUAUAUUUUUUUUUUCUUUAAUGCCUCUCUAAACUCAAUCGUUACGUGAAACUCUUUCGACUGUACACAUAUAAAUAUAGAUAUAUAUUUUUACAAAAUACACCCAUAUACAACACAGAAGGAUAUGGAAGUUUUUCCCUUGCUCUUGGUUAUGUCCAUCUGCUGGUCUCGAACCUGGGACUCCGUGAUUGCGGAUUCAAUCAUUCACAUCGGAGCAAUUUUUGAUGAAUCUGCCAAAAAGGAUGAUGAGGUAUUCCGCAUGGCAGUUGCUGAUCUCAACCAGAAUGAGGAGAUCUUACAGACAGAGAAAAUCACUUUUUCUGUGACAUUUGUGGAUGGCAACAACCCCUUUCAAGCAGUUCAAGAAGCCUGUGACCUCAUGAACCAAGGCAUCUUGGCCCUUGUCAGCUCCAUUGGCUGUACAUCAGCUGGAUCACUCCAAUCUUUGGCAGAUGCUAUGCACAUCCCUCACCUCUUCAUUCAGCGUUCAACAGCUGGGACCCCAAGGAGUGGUUGUGGACUCACCAGAAGCAACAGAAAUGAUGACUAUACACUCUCUAUCCGUCCGCCUGUCUAUCUUAAUGAAGUUAUUUUAAGAGUGGUCACAGAAUAUGCCUGGCAGAAAUUCAUUAUUUUCUAUGAUAAUGAUUAUGAUAUCCGUGGAAUACAAGAGUUUCUGGACAAAGGGUCUCAGCAGGGGAUGGAUGUAGCACUGCAGAAAGUAGAAAAUAACAUCAAUAGAAUGAUCACCACUCUCUUUGAUACUAUGAGAAUAGAAGAAUUAAAUCGCUAUCGAGACACCCUUAGACGAGCCAUUCUUGUGAUGAAUCCUUCUACAGCCAAAUCCUUCAUUACAGAGGUGGUGGAGACUAAUUUGGUUGCUUUUGACUGUCACUGGAUCAUCAUAAAUGAGGAAAUAAAUGAUGCUGAUGUACAGGAACUUGUGAGAAGGUCAAUUGGAAGAUUAACAAUUAUUCGACAAACAUUUCCAGUCCCCCAGAAUAUAAGUCAGAGAUGUUUCCGUGGCAACCAUCGAAUAUCUUCAACAUUGUGUGAUCCCAAAGACCCAUUCUCCCAGAAUAUGGAGAUCUCAAACCUUUACAUAUAUGAUACGGUGCUUCUACUUGCCAAUGCUUUUCACAAGAAGUUAGAAGACCGGAAGUGGCAUAGCAUGGCAAGUUUGACAUGUAUUCGGAAGAACUCUAAGCCCUGGCAAGGAGGGCGGUCCAUGCUGGAUACCAUCAAAAAGGGAGGAGUAAGCGGGUUGACUGGUGAUUUAGAAUUUGGAGAAAAUGGAGUCAAUCCCAAUGUACAUUUUGAAAUUCUUGGAACCAACUAUGGAGAAGAUCUUGGCAGAGGUGUCCGUAAGCUUGGCUGCUGGAAUCCUGUCACGGGUCUGAACGGUUCAUUGACAGACAAAAAACUGGAGAAUAACAUGCGUGGGGUGGUUCUCCGUGUGGUGACUGUUCUGGAAGAACCAUUUGUGAUGGUGUCAGAAAAUGUCUUGGGUAAACCGAAGAAAUACCAAGGUUUCUCCAUUGAUGUUCUGGAUGCCUUAUCUAAUUACCUGGGCUUUAACUAUGAAAUUUAUGUUGCACCAGAUCAUAAGUAUGGGAGUCCCCAAGAAGAUGGUACAUGGAAUGGACUAGUUGGAGAAUUAGUAUUUAAGAGAGCUGACAUAGGAAUUUCUGCAUUAACCAUAACUCCAGAUCGUGAAAAUGUGGUAGACUUUACAACUCGUUAUAUGGACUACUCUGUGGGUGUGCUGCUGCGCAGGGCCGAAAAGACAGUAGAUAUGUUUGCCUGCCUUGCCCCGUUUGACUUCUCUUUGUGGGCUUGCAUUGCUGGCACUGUGCUGCUGGUGGGACUCCUGGUUUACCUCUUAAAUUGGCUUAACCCUCCACGAUUACAAAUGGGAUCAAUGACUUCUACCACACUCUACAAUUCAAUGUGGUUUGUGUAUGGAUCCUUUGUUCAGCAAGGUGGUGAAGUCCCUUACACAACCCUAGCCACUCGAAUGAUGAUGGGAGCUUGGUGGCUCUUUGCACUGAUUGUCAUCUCAUCAUACACAGCUAACCUUGCAGCUUUCCUCACCAUCACACGAAUUGAAAGCUCCAUCCAGUCUCUCCAGGAUCUUUCGAGACAAACUGAUAUUCCUUAUGGCACUGUCUUGGACUCUGCAGUCUAUGAGCAUGUUCGAAUGAAGGGGAUGAAUCCUUUCGAGAGGGAUAGCAUGUAUUCCCAAAUGUGGCGAAUGAUCAACCGAAGUAAUGGAUCAGAAAACAAUGUGUUGGAGUCUCCAGCAGGAAUUCAAAAGGUGAAAUAUGGAAAUUAUGCUUUUGUAUGGGAUGCAGCUGUCCUGGAAUAUGUGGCUAUCAAUGACCCAGAUUGUUCCUUUUAUACUAUUGGGAAUACUGUUGCUGAUAGAGGGUACGGAAUUGCACUACAGCAUGGCAGUCCAUACCGGGAUGUCUUUUCACAAAGAAUCCUAGAACUGCAACAGAAUGGAGAUAUGGAUAUACUGAAGCAUAAGUGGUGGCCAAAGAAUAGUCAGUGUGACCUGUACUCAUCUGUGGACGCUAAACAGAAAGGCAGCGCCCUGGACAUAAAGAGCUUUUCAGGCGUCUUCUGCAUUCUGGCAGCAGGCAUCAUCCUCUCCUGCUUCAUCGCCAUGCUGGAGACCUGGUGGAACAAGAGGAAAGGUUCCCGGGUCCCUUCCAAAGAGGAUGACAAGGAAAUUGACCUGGAGCACCUGCAUAGACGUGUCAAUAGCUUGUGCACGGAUGAUGACAGUCCACAUAAACAGUUUUCCACCUCAUCGAUUGAUUUGACCCCUCUGGACAUUGAUACAUUGCCAACUCGACAAGCACUGGAACAAAUCAGCGAUUUCAGGAACACUCACAUCACCACAACAACCUUUAUCCCAGAGCAAAUCCAGACUCUUAGCCGUACCCUGUCAGCUAAGGCUGCUUCGGGUUUCUCAUUUGGCAACGUGCCUGACCACCGAACUGGGCCUUUCAGGCACAGGGCACCUAAUGGGGGCUUUUUCAGGAGUCCUAUCAAAACCAUGUCAUCAAUCCCCUACCAACCAACUCCUACUCUCGGGCUUAAUCUUGGUAAUGACCCAGACCGAGGUACCUCCAUAUGACCACCAGACAAGGCUUCUUCACUAUUUCUUCUUAGGACUCCCUUUGCAAGGAGCAAUUGUGAUAUUGUGGGACUAACAUGGAUGUAACUUUUUUUUAAAAAAUCAGGAUUAUUAGUAACAGCUCUAGAUCUUUCUCUUGACCAUCUCGCUUUCUCUCUCUUUCUUUCUUCCUACCCAUUUCCCUCCAUUUUUUCCCCUUAGUCACCUUGUUCCCCCAGAAUAUAGGACACUAGUAUUCUAUUAGUAUGCUUUUCAUAUACUGUACUUCAAGUAUAGGAAAUGUGCACUGAAUAUACUACAAGUAUAUGCAGGAUUACUUUGACAUAAAGGCCUCCAUGAUGUCUCUCUUUUCUAAAAAAAUAAACUUGCAAUAAUUUCAUUCCUUUUCUAUUUGUUCUGCUGCAUCCAUCCAGUGCUUUGCUUCUGUUCUGUGUCCUUUAACUGUGGACCAAAGGCAACCCCUGCAGUGUAAAAAAAGACCAUUCAGGCCACAUAACAUGAGAAUGCAAUUUUGUAGGACUACAAAAAGCCAUCACUAUGCCAGUAAAAACUACAGUUAAAUUUACUCUUGCACUGCAACAGUGCAUAUGACCUUUAUGUGAUUGUACAGUAUUAAAAAGUUUUUCUUAUGUACAGUAAACUUUAUCAUGUGGCAGAAACCUGUCGUGUUAAAUAAAUUAGUAUCUCAUAUAUAUACAUAUAUAUGCACCUAUAUAAUGUGUAUAUAUAUCUAUAACAUGGUGGCCAUUGCUAUCGCAAUUCAUUUAAUAAAGCUUUAGUUUUUAAAAAAAGUUGUGUUUGUAUACAGGAAUGAUGUACAGUGAAGUGGGUCUUUUCAGUUAGAAAAGGCAGGUUGCUUUUAUGGGAUUCUGAGUUGCAUUGUUUGCCAACUUGAGCAUAUAUUAUACUUUUUUUUUUAUUAGAACAUCCAGGGCAAUUUAGCGUUUGUACCUAGAUGUAACUCAUUUGAAUAGGUUUUGCAUUUGUUAUUCAGAAGUGUAUAAAGCUAACCUUGAUAAUUUUGCUUUUAAUUAAUUAGAUAAAUGGAAAAUGCUAUUAGCUAAACCACAUCCAUGACAGCUAAUAUAGCUCCAUAAGAGUUUAAACAUAGAUCAUUGAAGGUUAAUAAAUUCUCUUCCAAAGCAGUAGACCAAUCAAUACAAUAGCUGUGUUAGUAGGAAGGAGGGGGAGCCCUUGAAAAAUAUUGAUAGGGCCUUAAUUACUGUCAUAUAUUAUCCUUUAAAAAAAACCGACCAGGCUCUCAUUUUAAUCCCUUUGGAAUUUAGUUUUAUUUAGAGGAGCUAAGUAAUUUUUACAUUAGUGCCAAGUGUAUAGAAAGACAAUAGCAAAAACCAGUGCUCCUUUGGGCACAACCCUUUUAAAGUCACAUUCUUACUUGUUAGAAAUGUAGAAUGAGCUUUCAGUUUGUAAUCCUUAAAUUAAAAUGUGGUAAGUAGGAAGCAAGUAACUUAAUCCUGCAUUUUUUUUUUAAUGCAGUCAUACACUUAAUUUAAUCCAAUUCAUUCCGUGGCUAGGAUUGAUAUAGGAAUCAGCCAACGUGAAUCGCUUUAGGAGAAAUUUAAAAGUAUAUUCUACAGAUAUAUUCUAUUUUGAUGGUAAUUCUGUUCUGGGGAGCAUCUUGUACUGUCACUGUUUUUGUACUAAAUCUUCAAAUAUUGUCUACUGUGUAAGGCAGAAUGAUUUCUUAUCAUGCACAGACCAUUUUGUUUCCAGGGCAGCAAGACUCUAAGUGCAUGCACAACUUGUUUUCCCUUGUAAAAUCCAUGAUUUCAUUCAAAAAUCUGAUUUAAAAAAAGAAAUCUUUACAAGAAGCUAUGUAGGGACAUACCAGAUGUUGCAGAGUGAUUUUAGUUAUAAACAAAUUGUUAACCAUGUACAAUAUUUAAAAAUAGGCCUAUUUUGAUGUGUUGCCUAUUAUACAAAUACACAAAACACUUUUUGGAGGCCUCAGUUACAAGUGGCAGAGCUUUCUGUGUAUAAUUUGUCUAAAUAAUUUGUCUAAUAAAAUUGUUUUCUAAACUU